This is a messenger RNA of Trichoplax adhaerens, 1452 nucleotides long. RefSeq lists its product as uncharacterized. The record is from RefSeq and is a predicted model, not a curated record. The coding region runs from base 1 to 1452 and encodes 483 amino acids. Lineage: Eukaryota; Metazoa; Placozoa; Uniplacotomia; Trichoplacea; Trichoplacidae. The transcript is spliced from 4 exons.
AUGGAUGGUAAAGAUUUAUGUAAAACUCCGUAUCCUAAUUCUGGUAGCCACGUCGAUAUGUUCAACUUAAAACAACCGCGAUAUCAACCUGGUCAUACCAACAUAGCCAUCAAUCGCGGCGAGAGCAAUAAUGUAGCCAACAUAAGUAACUCAUCCUUUGCAGCAGAUAACACUUCCAAUUCAUCAGUUGGUUAUCGACAGGGUACUUUUGUUAGAAAUAAAGGAGUCGCAUCUGCCUAUGAACGAUUGGGAAAUUCAGCUAUGGCUAAUAUGCAGGCACAGCAGCAGCAUCAUCAGCCACAAAUUAAUCCUAGCAAUAAUAGAAAUGCGAAUACAAAUGCUAACUUAAAUGCUUUGGUAAGACAUCAAGCACCUAAUCAGUAUGGAAGUAACGAAAAUUUACAAAUGGCAUCGCAUGGCAAGACGACACCGUUACCUUACCGAGUUCCCGUUCAACAACAACAGCACCAGCAACAAUCACAAGCGCAAUUAAUUAAUAUGCAACAAGGUCAGCGAGCAUACUUGCAACGACACCAUCAAUCGCAUGAUCCAUCUAGUCAACAGUUACAACUUGAUGCCGCGUCUCGGACAAUAGAUCCUCGUAGCCAGCUGCAGUAUCAAAAUUAUUCUUAUCAGUCAAACUAUAAUCGAAAUAUUCCAUCGUAUCAUUCGUCUCAUCAACAAUUGCAACAAAGACGUAAGACAAAUGAUACGACUUUAGCUGGAAAUGACGGUAAUAAUGCUAGUAGUGGUACUGGUGGUAGUUAUAUGGAUAAUUCUGGUGGUAUUCACACUGGACAAUAUCGAAACAGGCAAAUUGCUUCUGAAACCUCUGUCAAUGUUAAUCCUCAGUAUCAUCAGAUAGAAUCAAAUCAGCCAGGAAAAGCACAGCAGCAACAGCAACAAUCUGCAAUGCCUAGCCAACAUGUAGCGAGUCCAAUCUUAUCACCUAACUAUGGUAGAAACGAUGGUAUUAGUAAUAUACCCACGAAAUCGAAUCCAAUUCAACAACAAUCGUUACAAACUUAUGCUAUACAAGCACAACAGUUGAAGUUACAAACGCAACAGAUAGAUAACAGGUCUAUCUUGCAGAGAUCGUUGGCACAGUCAGGACCUAAGCAAACCAGCCAACAAUCAUAUUUUCGUCCUAAUUAUCAGAAUACUCACAUUUCACAAUCACAGAGACAACAGGUGAUACAAGUUCCUAUCACUCGACAUUCUACUGGAACUGCGCAAGUGUUACAGCAUAAGGCUUCAUCUGGACUCGGAACCGGAAAUAGUAUGAUCCAGCCUUCUAUGACAUCAGUUCUAGAGGGCCAGUCGAGACCAACUAGACACUCACCUGUAAACUCUAUGGCAAAUUCGAACAAUCAAGCUACGGUAUUCAAACAACGUACACCAGCACUGUUAAACCAAUCUUCUGGACCGUCACCUUCUCUAAAACGUAAUUAA